UCUUGGCUCUCUGCGGCCGGCGGAAGAACAGGUCAAACAAGACGAAUAUAUCAUGACAAAGAGGUAAUUUUCAACAACUGAUUCAAUAUCUAAGCAACUCCAUUGAUACCGGUAAUAUGCAGAGAGACAAGAAUGCAUAGACCGCACUAGAUGGAUCAAUUACCAGUCCACGUCCUCAUCGACAUACUCUCAAGGCUACCAAUCAAACCCUUGACGAUAUGCAGCUGUGUAUCGAAAUCCUUUCUCAAUUUAACCCGCGACCCUCGAUUCACACAAGCCCACCUCUCACGCUCACCCUCAUCAUUAUCAUCCCCAGAUUUCCUCCUCCAGGGCCUCUGCCCAGACCACUAUGGCAAAAUCUACUUCCUCGAGCAGAACCGACAAGCCCUCGGUGAUGACGAUGAUCACUACACUCUCACGGAUCUCCAAUUUGCAAUACCCGGUUUCAACUGUUUUCGAGACGUAGGGUCUUGCCAUGGCUUGCUAUGUUUGGCUGCCAACAUGUUGAGAAACCUAAUUUAUGUUUGUAACCCUUUUACUCGAGAGUACGUGAGGCUUCCGACCCCCCGAUUAGCCCCAGCUUGCAGCACCAUCCCCAUUCAAAGGGGUUUUGAACGAGUUUUUGAAUGGUGGUGCUCUUCAUUGGUUGGUUCAUCCCCUGUUAAUGUGAUUCUUUCGUUUGAUGUUGGAGAUGGAGUGUUGAGGGUUAUUCCUUUUCCUGAUCAAUUUCGACGUGAGAAAGGUGGAUUUUGCUCUUUAAAAAUUUUGAGUGGGUGUCUUUCGAUCGUGAAUUGUUCUUCGUUUGGCAAUCCUGCUGACAUAUGGGUUAUGCUGGAUUAUGGUGUUGAGGAGUCGUGGACCAAGUGUUUCACAUUGAAGGAUAGUGAGGUUAGGUCGGGUAUUUAUCAACCUUUAUGCUUUCAAUUAAGAGAUGGUAAACUUUUGUUUUCGUAUAAUUGUCACGAUUUACGUUUGUAUGACCCCCAAACUGGGAGAAUGAAAAUGCUUAAGAUUCGCGGACUUCCUUGUUUUUUUGAAGCGUUUACUCAUGUGGGGAGCCUUGUUUCGCGUCCAGGAUGUGGACCAAAUUAACACGUAGAACUGAGGAAUGCAGAAGGGGAUACAAUUGCACGUAAACCAGCCGAAGAUGGAAUGUUGAAUAAAGAAGAUGGUAGAAAGUUGAAAGGGAAAAUUGGAAUGUGCGGGAUUUUUCGAGGAAAUAGC
Molecule: messenger RNA, 1224 nt
Organism: Rhododendron vialii
Lineage: Eukaryota; Viridiplantae; Streptophyta; Magnoliopsida; Ericales; Ericaceae
Product: F-box protein At3g07870-like
Exons: 2
Coding region: 151-1092 (313 amino acids)
Molecular function (GO): protein binding
Source: RefSeq, a predicted model, not a curated record